AUGGAUUUGGGUGGUCGUGCUAAUAGACUGGGGAUGGAGUUAUUGAACCAGUCCAACUACAAGGUAUGGAAGACUUGUAUGGAGUCAUACCUUGUUGGUGAUGAUUUGUGGGAAGUUGUCAAUGGGAGUAACACAAGUCCUCCUGCUGAUGCACCGAAAAAUAGUAAUGCACUUAAGAAAUGGAAGCAGAUUAAUGCUAAGGCGGAGUUUAUCUUGAAGAGGUCUAUCUUUCCUAAUUUAUUUGAUCAUAUUAUAAGGUGUAAAUCAGCUUAUGAAAUAUGGAGGACCUUCGAUCGGUUGUUAAACAAGAAGGAUGAAGCUCGGCUACAUAUUUUGGAGAAUGAGUUAGCUAACACCGCUCAAGGUAAUCCCUCUAUCGCCGAGUAUUUUUUGAAUGUUAAAAAUUUGUGUUCCGAAAUUUCUCUAUUAAAUUCGGACGACGCUAUAUCUGAAGUACGAAUAAGAAGAAUUAUUAUUCAUGGUUUAAAAGCAGAAUAUAUUCUCUUUGUUACAUCGAUUCAAGGAUGGAUUCAACAACUAUCUUUGGAAGAAUUUGAGAAUUUGUUGUCGUCACAUGAGCUACUAGACAAACAGAUGGCUGGUGUAUCCAUCAAAGAAGGAGAAGGAAAUGCUCUUGUCACUGAUAAGAGGAACUUUAAAGGGAAAUUGCACUUUCGGCUCUCAAGUGGUUCAAGCUCGCCAGUAAAGAAGGGGGAGUCUUCCUGUAACAAUAAAAAACCUUAA
Messenger RNA from Nicotiana tabacum (common tobacco), 744 nucleotides. RefSeq lists its product as uncharacterized. NCBI's taxonomy places the organism in Eukaryota, Viridiplantae, Streptophyta, Magnoliopsida, Solanales, Solanaceae. The record is from RefSeq and is a predicted model, not a curated record.